Molecule: messenger RNA, 2456 nt
Organism: Zophobas morio
Lineage: Eukaryota; Metazoa; Arthropoda; Insecta; Coleoptera; Tenebrionidae
Product: atlastin
Exons: 11
Coding region: 30-1700 (556 amino acids)
Biological process (GO): protein homooligomerization; endoplasmic reticulum organization
Molecular function (GO): GTP binding; GTPase activity
Source: RefSeq, a predicted model, not a curated record
CAACAUACGAACGAAAAAGAUGACACUAAAUGUUCAACAUGUCUGACACAAGGCAACGUAAACACGUACAGAAACGAGAAUCUUCAGUAGAAGAUGUUAUUGAUCUUGAUUCGGUGAACAUGAAGCCACAUGCUGUCCCCAUCGUCCUCGCCAACAACGAUCACACCUUCACCUUGGAUGAAGAAGCCUUGAAGAAAGUGCUUUUAAGAGAUGAGAUCAAGGACAGGUUUGUCGUUGUCAUUUCUGUAGCUGGAGCGUUUCGACACGGUAAAUCCUUCCUCCUCGACUUCUUCCUGAGGUACUUGAACUCAAAGUAUGUACUUAAGCAAAACACGUCCGAGUGGUUGGGCGCUGAAGACGCCCCACUUGAAGGUUUCUCGUGGAGAGGUGGCUCAGAAAGGGACACCACUGGGAUUCUCAUGUGGUCUGACGUUUUUUUAACGGAAUUGCUCACAGGAGAAAAGGUUGCAAUAGUUCUGUUAGAUACGCAAGGGACUUGGGAUAGUAAAAGUACUGUCCGUGAAUGUGCCACAAUAUUCGCUCUAAGUACAAUGAUAAGCUCCGUUCAAAUAUACAAUCUGUCAAGUAACAUCCAAGAAGAUGAUCUGCAACAUUUACAGUUGUUUACAGAGUAUGGACGAUUAGCUUUAGCAGACUCAGGGAAAACACCAUUUCAAAGACUUCAAUUUUUGGUUCGGGACUGGCGGUUUCCGUAUGAAGCACCAUACGGGGCUGUGGGUGGUCAACAAAUACUUAAAAAACGUUUGAAAAUAAAUGAGCAUUCACACCCAGAACUAGAAUCUCUCAGGAAGCAUAUAAAGUCGUUAUUUAGUGAAAUUGCUUGCUUUUUGAUGCCCCAUCCUGGUAUAAAAGUAGCAACGAGCCCCACAUUUGACGGUAGAUUAGAAGAAAUCGAUUCAGAGUUUAAAGAAAAUUUAAAAAUACUAGUACCCAUGUUAUUGGCACCUGAAAACUUGGUCCUGAAAAGGAUAAACGGUCAGAAAGUUAAAGUUAGGGAUUUAGUUCAAUACUUCAAAUCAUACAUGGCAAUAUAUAAAGGAAACGAACUGCCUGAACCAAAAUCAAUGCUUGUCGCGACGGCAGAAGCAAACAAUUUAUCGGCUGUUGCUGAUGCAAAAGAGACCUACUCGCAACUAAUGGAAGAGGUUUGUGGCGGAAACAAACCAUAUCUUAAUACAGCUGCAAUAGAAUCGGAACACCGUAGACACAAAGAUAAGGCAUUACAUCAAUUCCAAAGUAAACGGAAAAUGGGAGGUGACGAAUUUAGUGAAAAAUACAAAGAACAACUCGAUAAAGAUUUGGAAGAGUCGUUUAACCAGUUUAAGGCGCAUAAUGAAAGUAAAAACAUCUUUAAGGCAGCCAGGACUCCCGCUGUAUUUUUCGCUUUAGCUGUUGUUUGUUAUAUUUCAUCUGGGGUGUUUGGGUUGUUUGGGGCAUAUACAAUCGCUAACAUGUUUAACACAGUAAUGGCAAUUUCAUUCCUUACUUUAGCAAUGUGGGCAUACAUAAGGUAUAGUGGCGAAUUUCGAGAAGUUGGCUUGCAUAUCGACGAAAUGGCCAAUUUAAUAUGGGAGAACCAUGCCUAUUUUAGAAAGAGAAAAGAAAGGAAACUCUAUGAAGCCCGUCGUACAAACUUACGUCGAGAACGGUAUGCAGCAAAUGGCUGUCGAAGUAGCUGAAAGAACUGUCCUUAAUGCGACAAAUAUCACAGCAAAUGGGAAAAAACAGGCGUGAUAGAUAACACUCUCUAGUCUGUUAUGACAGCACCUUGAAAGCAUUGUUACAUAUUAAUGUCAUUGUCAGAUGGUUGGGAUUGUUGUUCAUUUGUCUUGCCAUAGGUUUCUUAUGGAAAAAUCAUUUAGUAUGUAACUUUGCUGAUUAUGUGAUAUCUUGGCAAUGUUGGUAUUAUUGUAAUUUAUAUUUGUAAAUAACGCUUCUAAAAUAAUACAAUUUUAUCUACUACGUACAUUUUUAUUAUACACUGUUAUGUAAAGUUUGCAAAAAUUCUAUAACAUGUUUCAGUCAAGCAGUAACUGAUAAACAUUUGUGUUAAUUAAACAUUUUAAUAGUGUAAUACAUAAGUACUGACAUUGCAAUAUAAUUCACCACCCAAGUGCCUUUUAUUAACCCAAUGUUUGUUUUAUUGUUUGUCUUGUGAUUUCGUAUUUGAUAUUGUGGUGUCAAAAUCUUUUCAGUACACAUACAAUUGCAUUUUAUUGUUAGUAGUAAGUAAGACGCGCUGAUUUGAAUGUUAAUAUUACAGAGUCACAUUUUAUAAUUAUGAAUUCAUUUUUAGACUGUGGAAAACAUCUCAUGCUAAUAUAUGAACAAUUUUCUCCUUUUUUUAGCUAACUGCUCAAGUUUAUUUUUAUUUCAAAUUGUAACAUGAAUUUACUUGUAUUUGGUUUCGGUUAUAAAUAAAUUUAUUAUUUUUC